AUGGCGAUAUCUAAACCUCGGAAGGUUGCUAUUGUAGGUGGUGGCCUCACGGGAGUCGCCUCCUUCUGGGCUCUACAAGGAUCUUGUCUCGAUGUCCACUUAUUCGAAGCCUCGUCCGCACUUGGUGGCCAUAUGAAGACCUUGCUGCUGGAAAAUAGUGGCAAUAAGAUCCAAGUCGACAUGGAGUUGCCGACAUUCAACCCAAAUGCCUGCCCCAACCUCACCUCUCUACUUCGCUGUCUGAGGAUUCCUACAACAGCUGUUCCAUUUUCCUUUGGCAUCGUCGACGAUACCUCUAUCUUCAAAUGGCAUAUCAGCAUCUUGAAAAGCAUUCUUCUUUGUCCCCGGAUACUGUGCAAGUUCGAGACUUACCGACUAUUGUUAGACGUUCUCAGUCUAAGAUUCCUGGGGGAUGAUGUGCUGACCCAACCGGCCGUUGAGGGUGCAGAUAUGCAGGCUUCGACUGAGAGUUAUCUUCUAGACAAGGGAUACUCUGAUGGAUUUCGGGACAGGUAUCUCACCCCAUUGCUUUCAACACUGUGGAGAACGAAUGUGGGGAGGUUUCUCUCAAGUCUGCCCGUCAAGGCACUGGUCCAUUCUUUGAGCGACCAUCAGCUCCUUUCCACGUGUGAUACAAUACCAAAAUGGCGGCGUAUUGAUCCUGGAGUGAGAUAUCUCAUUGAGGCGAUGGCUAAGGACUUCCCACUUGAAAAACUGCAUUUUCAGACAAAAGUGAACGAGAUUAUGCGACGUUCUAAAUCACAGUAUGACCUUGUAACGUCCGAAGGGAAACAUUCGCACUUCGAUCAUAUCAUACUCACAGUCGACGGGCAAGAAAUUCUCCGAUUACUGGGAUCGGCUGCAACUGCCGAAGAAAAGGAUAUCCUGCGGUGUCUAGGAGUGACUAAGAAUAUCGCAGUUCUACAUUCAGAUGCCCAUCCAACUACCUAUGAUUCUGCACCUGGCUAUAAUUUCAUCAUGGCAUCACAAGAUUAUCCGCAACGGGGUUUCGUACCUCCCAAGUCUUGCUUGAGAUACGACGUCAAUGUACUCCAAGACGUUCCCGCAUCGCGUUUUGGCGAUAUAUUCAUCACUUUGAACUCCGUCUCACCACCUCACCCCAGCCUCGUUCAGGGAGUAUGGGAGUUUACCGAACCUGAACCUUCCGCAGCAUCACUUGAUGCACAGUCGCGCCUUAUUUCCAUACAAAACACACGAGGCCUAAACUACGGCUUUUAUUGGACAGGCCGUGGACUCUUGGAGGAUGCGUUAACUUCUGGCCUGAAACUGGCUGUAGGCCUCGGAGCUACUGUCCCUUUUCAUGUCGUCUUCCAUCCGCAACCUUUGGACACGACGGAGUUCUUAUAUAGACACUCGGGACUUCGACACAAUCUGGUCAAGACAAUCCUGCAGGCAAUUCGUGCGCUGGUUCUUGCAGUAGAGAUCGUUUUGAUAUUACUAGGACGGAUCCACACCCCUGGUUCCAAGGCUAGAGCCCGCGUUAACCUUUCCAGAGCAAUCAGGACCUGA
Aspergillus puulaauensis is the source of this 1530-nucleotide messenger RNA. RefSeq lists its product as uncharacterized. The transcript is spliced from 3 exons. Gene Ontology annotation, molecular function: oxidoreductase activity. The coding region runs from base 1 to 1530 and encodes 509 amino acids. NCBI's taxonomy places the organism in Eukaryota, Fungi, Ascomycota, Eurotiomycetes, Eurotiales, Aspergillaceae. The record is from RefSeq and is a predicted model, not a curated record.